Messenger RNA from Rhinocladiella mackenziei CBS 650.93, 2148 nucleotides. RefSeq lists its product as uncharacterized. The record is from RefSeq and is a predicted model, not a curated record. Gene Ontology annotation, cellular component: nucleolus; TRAMP complex. NCBI's taxonomy places the organism in Eukaryota, Fungi, Ascomycota, Eurotiomycetes, Chaetothyriales, Herpotrichiellaceae. The coding region runs from base 1 to 2148 and encodes 715 amino acids. The transcript is spliced from 4 exons. Gene Ontology annotation, biological process: RNA 3'-end processing. Gene Ontology annotation, molecular function: poly(A) RNA polymerase activity; mRNA binding.
AUGGGAGAUUCGUAUCGUCCUCGUCGUGGUCCUGGCCCAGAUCCUCGCGCCGACCGCGAUUCAUAUUAUCCUACCCGUCACAACCACCAUUCACGACCACCAUGGCCUCCGGCUGAUGCAAACCGUGAAAUGUACUAUUUCCAAGGCAAUCGCAAUAACGACGAUCGAAGUGACAACUCAUACCGGCCGAAAUCUAGAGAUUUUAGUGCGCGAAACGAAACCCCAAGAAGAGAUCACUUCCGCAGACUCCCCCCGGUGAACAAAAUCGCCGAACGCCCGCUGCUUAAACUAAAGCACGACGAAGAUGAAAAUCUAGCACUCAUGGGUCCCAAUGUGGAAUCCAAGUUCCGUAACUUAGAUGAACUUACGGACAGUGAGGAGGAAGCAAUGGCGCAGUCUGAAGACGACCUUGAGGGAUCAGAAAGGACAGCCAAACGUCUCCGAGCUGACUCAAGCGCUGCGUCUACUGCCCACCUGCCAAAAUGGUCAAACCCAGAUCCGUACACGUCCCUUCCUCCGCCGGCAGAUCAGACCACCAAGCGAACCGACGUUCUCAAGCUUAUACGGAAGGCUCGGAUUGGCGCCGCUCGCAACUCCCAAAAGGCCGCGAAUGAAGACGACUUCAUCUCUUUCGAUGUUGGUGAAGGUGAUAAAGAAGAAGACUCUACACACUCAGAACCAGUCAUGGCUCCGCGGGCACUGACGGAAGACAAGGUCCUCGGAAAGAGAAAAAGAGGGGAUACACAUGGACAACCUGAGGCGGCGCGGUCUAAAAAUGAAAUCUAUGCAGAUAAAAUGGUGCGGAAAGAGUGGGCGGUGGCUCAAGGCAUCCAUUCAACCCCGUGGUUGACGACGCUCAACUCCACUGACAGUCCAGGAAUCGCUCUACACAAGGAGAUAAUCGAUUUCUACGAUUGGGUGAGGCCGAAGGAUUACGAGCAGAAGGUCCGCGCCGAUGUUUUGGAACGUCUAAGCCGUGAUCUUCGACGACUCAUGCCCGGGGAGCUGAAACCUUUCGGAUCUUAUGCCGUUGGACUUUAUCUGCCGACGGGCGACAUGGACCUCGUGUUCUUCACUCGCGAUUACCGACCUGGCGUUCUACCGACAAAGUCGGACGUGCGAAGACCCUUGCAGAUCUUUACCAAGUUUCUGAGACAACGAAAUAUUGCAAAGCCCGGAUCAAUUGUUGCUAUCGCCAGAGCAAAAGUUCCAAUCAUCAAGUUUGUGGAUAGAGUUAGUGGACUCAAGGUCGACCUUUGUUUUGACAACGAUUCUGGUGUUGCCACCAUCGACACCGUUCAAACGUGGAAGAAAGCUUAUCCCGUCAUGCCGAUUAUUGUCUCCAUUGUGAAACAAUAUCUCAUGAUUCGGGGACUCAAUGAUGUCUCUAGGGGCGGCCUGGGUGGCUUUUCUACGAUAUGUUUGGUCACCAGUUUUCUGCAACAUCUGCCUGCUCCGAAACACCCAAUGAAUUUGGGUCAAGUCCUGGUGGAAUUCUUCAACUACUACGGCAAUCUCUUUGACAAGAACUCUGUGGCCAUUCGACUUGACCCUCCUACAUACUUGGACAAGGGAUUCUUUGCACCCCGCUCCAGAGAUCAAACCGGACGCCUGACCAUUAUUGAUCCAAAUCGUGCAGACAACAACAUCUCUGGAGGUACGGCUUUGAUCAAUGACAUCAUCAAAUGUUUCUCCAAGUCGCACCGUGCCCUUUUAGAGCGACUUGCCGCUUACGAGAAGCGAGGAUCACAAGAUCCGCCCACAAGUUUUUUAGAAUGUCUCAUCGGUGGCAAUUACACCCCGUAUGAGACCCAGAGAAAGAUGUUGCAUGAUCUUUCUCCCACGUCGAAAAUCCAACCAACUCCGUCAACCAACCGUGGGCCUAUUUUUGGGAUGGAACAAGGAUCCAAGACGAACGCGCCUAAUGGAGAUCCCUCGUCUCUCGAAAGCAAACCACUCACGAAAGGCGAGAAAAGAGCGCAUCGUCUCAAGGCGCUACGGCCUGAAUUAGCGCCGUCAAUUCGAAAUUCCAUCAGCCUGGCAGAUGCCUUGAAACUAGGGGGUUACGACUCAGCUGAAGUGAUGGAUAAGGACCUUCGAAUAAGAGAAGUUGCCUUGCAAAAGGUUGCUGCAGCUAAAAGAAAAUGA